This is a messenger RNA of Prorocentrum cordatum, 459 nucleotides long. The record is from the annotation of a GenBank genome assembly. Lineage: Eukaryota; Dinophyceae; Prorocentrales; Prorocentraceae.
CUGCGGCUCGAACGCAACCUGCAGGUGGCGCACUUCUUCACAUGGGCGUCCACCCGCAUCUCGGCCACGGGGUUGUGGGAUGCGCCAGCCGACGAGCCUCGCGCGCCCGAGCCCCCGCCGGUGCCGCCCAAGCUGCUGCUCUCGGAGCACGACUGGGUCCACAGCACUGAUGCCGACGGCGCGCAGCGGGUCACGCGGGGCGAGGCGCGCAUCGAGCAGAUCCAGCAGGCCGUCGUUGCGGCGGCCCCCCUGGGCGCGCGCGCGACGCCUCCAGUGGAUUCCGAGCUGCAGCGCAAGGUGGGCUACCUGCUGACCGUCGUGUGGGGGGCAUCGCCGCCUGUCGCCCCAUUCACAAGGCUGGGUGCGAGCACCAACGGCGUCAUCGACCUGGACGGCCUCUCGGCUGAGACGGACGACGUGCCUCCCAGCAGCGGCGCGGCCAGCGCGCUCGGCGGCGCG